Molecule: messenger RNA, 1049 nt
Organism: Chlorella variabilis
Lineage: Eukaryota; Viridiplantae; Chlorophyta; Trebouxiophyceae; Chlorellales; Chlorellaceae
Exons: 9
Coding region: 54-902 (282 amino acids)
Biological process (GO): nucleoside triphosphate biosynthetic process
Cellular component (GO): cytoplasm
Molecular function (GO): ATP binding; nucleoside diphosphate kinase activity; AMP kinase activity
Source: RefSeq, a predicted model, not a curated record
GUUGAUUCUGCGGUUGUAGCUUUAAAGGCGGGGAGCGCAAGCUCAAGCGCACCAUGCGUCAGAAUGCUUGCCACCCCACCAAGACGGUGCCCUGUCAACCCGUUAAUGCAGCCGGAAAGAUUCGCAGGGUAGGCGCCGGCGUGGGACCGUGCAAAGGCGCACAAGAGCGGCUGAUUCGGGUGCCCUGCAGCACUGGCGCCUGGACGCGGCCGGCACGCAGCGACCGUCGCGCACUGGCGGCGGUCGCCGUGACUGGACAACCCGGCCAGCCGCUGCGAGUGAUGAUUGCGGGGGCGCCUGCUGCUGGCAAGGGCACGCAGUGUGCAAAGAUUGUGGACAAGUAUGGGCUGAUGCACAUCUCAGUGGGCGACUUGUUGCGAGCCGAGGUGGCAGCGGGCACCCCCGCCGGGCGCAAAGCCAAGAAUUUCAUGGACAAUGGAGACCUGGUGCCCAACGAGGUAGUGGUAGAGAUGGUGAAGAACAAGCUUGGUGAGGAUGAAGUGCAGCAGAACGGAUGGCUGCUGGAUGGAUACCCCCGCAGCGGAGAGCAGGCCGAGGCGAUUGAGAAGGAAGGCAUCCGGCCAGACAUCUUUCUCCUCAUCAAUGUGCCGGAUGAGCUGUUGAUUGAUCGUGUGGUUGGCCGUCGCAGUGACCCAGCGACGGGCGAGAUUUAUCAUCUGACCUUCAAGCCACCGCCACCCGAGAUUGUCUCGCGGCUGGUGCAACGCAGCGAUGAUACGGAGGAGAAGGCUCGCAAUCGUCUGCGGACCUACCAUGCCAACGUGGAUGCCGUUGUGGGGUACUACAAGAAUGAGGUGGUGGAGAUUGACGGCACUGCAUCUAUGGACAUGGUUUUCGAAGACAUUGUCGCUGCAAUUGAUGGAAUCAGACAUCUUGCUUGACACAUUCCCACUCCAGCACAUUGCUUAAAGUUUGACCAUGGCAACUGUCCAGUUCUGCAGCCAUUCACUGGUUGCAAGAAUGGCACACGCUGCUGGUCAAGCACCCUCAUCGUGAAGCAUGCUCACAUGUAAGCAUUCGUGCCAUGG